AUGUUGGACCGGCGAGUGGUGAACGGGAAAGUGGUAUAUUUCUUAAAAUGGAAAGGAUUUACAGAUGCCGACAACACAUGGGAACCCGAGGAAAAUGUGGAUUGUCCAGAGUUAAUUGAAGCGUUUCUGAAUUCUCAGAAGUCUGGAAAAGAAAAAGAUGGAGCCAAGAGAAAGUCCUCUUCCAACGCGGAGUCAUACAACAGAACAGCAAGUCAAAGAAGCACAAGUGGGCUGCCGCCCCCCACCCCCCUAGCCCCUGGCCUUGACCCAGAGCGAAUCAUUGGUGCUGUGGACGGCAGUGGAGAGCUGAUGUUUCUCAUGAAGUGGAAAGAUUCCGGUGAGGCUCACUUGGUGCUGGCCAAAGGAGCAAACAUGAAUGUUCUCAGAUAG
Trichosurus vulpecula (common brushtail) is the source of this 390-nucleotide messenger RNA. Its product is annotated as chromobox protein homolog 3-like. The record is from RefSeq and is a predicted model, not a curated record. Gene Ontology annotation, cellular component: nucleus; pericentric heterochromatin. Lineage: Eukaryota; Metazoa; Chordata; Mammalia; Diprotodontia; Phalangeridae. Bases 1 to 390 code for a protein of 129 amino acids. Gene Ontology annotation, biological process: negative regulation of transcription by RNA polymerase II; chromatin organization. The transcript has a single exon. Gene Ontology annotation, molecular function: chromatin binding.